UAUUAUUAAGAUAGUGUCAGAUAUUCUCAGUGACACAGUUUAUUUUAUCCUUUAUUUUCAAUAGGUGUUAAUAUGGUUUUCGCUAAUUAUAUCCGUAGUUAAAAAUCAUAUCGUGAUAAAAAAAACCUAGUGUGUUGUUGUGAAAACAAGAUGCCUUGUUUGUGGGGCAGUAGGCAAACUUAUGUUGUAUCAAAUCAAAAAACUUCAAGAUAUAGUGAUUCGGCAAAAGUUUUAAAUGACGAAUUGACUCAAAAUGGUGCCGGCGGGUCAAAGCAAACAAAGCCUCAAAAACACAAUAAGACCAACGGAAAUGAAACAACAGGACAAGGAAAAUCACCGGAAAAACUUGUUUCAAACACCAAGCCUCAAAAUGACAUCACGACAUCAUCAAAAACACAGACAAAAGUACAGGAAGAACAGGGUUCUUCUCAUAGUGGAAUUUUAAAAGAAAAUACAAUACAUAAAACCGAAAAUGAUGAAACUGAAAAUAUUAAAACUACAAAUAUAAAAAGUAAUGACAACUCUGUUAUCAAGCCUCAAUAUGACAUCACGACAUCAUCAAAAACACAGACAAAAGUACAGGAAAAACAGGGCGGAAAAAACGGAAAUGAAACAACAGGACAAGGAAAAUCACCGGAAAAACUUGUUUCAAACACCAAGCCUCAAAAUGACACCACGACAUCAUCAAAAACAGAGACAAAAGUACAGGAAAAACAGAGUUCUUCUCAUAGUGGAAUUUUAAAAGAAAAUAUAACAGUACAUAAAACCGAAAAUUAUGAAACUGAAAAUAUUAAAACUACAAAUAUAAAAAGCAAUGAGAAGUCUGUUAUCAAGCCUCAAAAUAUAUCGACAUCAUUACAAACAACGACAAAAGUACAAGAAGAAAAGGAUACUUUAUCUCAAAGUGGAAUUUUAAAAAACAAAUCAACAAGACAAAAAACAGAAAACUUUGAUACUCACAAUAUAAGCACUACGUAUAUAAAAAAUAACGACUACAGUGUUAGCAACGGUUCUUCAUCUGAACAAGUAAUUAAAAAUGAUGUAUUACAUACAAGUAGUUCGUUGACAGUGCAAAAUGAACAUACACACGAAACAGUCGUAAAAAGUGAAUCCUUGCAAACAAAUGUAGCUGCUACAGAUAGAGCAGAUUCAACAGAUUCAUCCACCACAAGUUUAACAGUUGUAACAGAAUCCAAAAGCGUUAAAUUGGAUCACGCGUCAUCACCAAACCCAAAAACAUCUCAAGCAUCCAUAGCCAUCAGUAUAACAGCAUCAGAAGAUCACUUAGAGGAAGAGACUCAACCUAGUGUAGAUGAAACUGCUGCCGGUAACCUUACAGUACCUCAAACGUCAAGUAGAAAUUCUUUGGAGUCAAAUGGUAGUAGCCAGGAUGAUAGAAAGGAUAGUAUGGAUCUAUCGGCCGAAGGACAGUCAUCUUCGAACGAUAAAAGUACUAGGAGAAGAUCUGGAGUCCAAAUUAGUAUGCCGGAGGUGGUACUGGAAGGAGCGUUACCUGUAUAUGCAAAAUCGACUGAAGAUCAAGACAAGAUUAGACAAGCCAUAGAAAAAAAUGACUUUGUCAGUAAAGUAAUCUCUGGGAAACCCCUGACUGACAUCAUCAAUGCUAUGCAAGUGAAGCGCGUAUCAGCGAAACAGAAAAUAAUCAAACAAGGAGACAAAGGUUCUGAAAUGUACGUUUCGAAAGAAGGCAAGUUUAGAAUCAAAGUUAAAGGAAAAUUGAUAGGAGAAUUCGAUGACAUCAGGGUAUUUGGUGAAUUGGCUAUCUUAUACAACCCAAAGAGAUUAGCUACUGUUCAAGCUGUUACCGAUGCCACGGUUUGGGUAUUAACCCGAGAAGUAUACCAGCAAAUAGUUAUUAGCCACAACCUAAAAGAACAAGACGAAAAUCUCAACUUCCUCAGAAACGUAGCUUAUUUGAACACGGUAGAUGAGAGGAUUCUUCGACAGGUUUCUAACUUGUUAAAACCGGAAUUUUUCCCGUCAUCUAGCGUGAUUAUACGACAAGGCGACAAAGGGGACAAGUUCUACAUCAUAAGAGCAGGUACGGUAACUAUAUCAAAAACUGGCGAAGGUGUUCUAGGCAAAUUGGGAAAAGGACAAUGUUUUGGAGAGAUGGCACUCCAAAAAGAGGACACGAGACAAGCUACAGUAACAGCAGAGGCUCCUGGAGUAGAUUGCCUCACUUUGACCAGAGCUGACUUCAUAAACCACUUCGGAGACGUAGAAAUACCGAAGAUCGAAGUCAGCAAAACAAGUUUUAAGGCUGUGGUUGAAGCUGAAUAUCAAGAUAUUGUACUGACAGACUUGAAACUUAGACAAACUUUGGGAGUAGGAGGAUUCGGCAGAGUAGAGUUGGUUUCUCACAAGAAAAAGAAGGACUUGGUGUUUGCACUGAAAUACCUGAAGAAAAUCGAAAUAGUCAAGCUGCAACAGGUAGAUCAUGUUAGGAACGAAAAGAUCAUUCAGAUGAAUUGUAAAUCUCCAUUUAUUGUCAGACUGUAUAGAACAUUCAAGGAUGCGAAAUAUGUCUACUUCUUGAUGGAGGCUUGCCUUGGAGGUGAUUUAUUUUCGCUCAUUCAUAAACAAAAAGGCAAGCGAUUUGAGGAAAAAGAUGCCAAGUUUUACACGGCAUGUGUACUAGAGGCCUUGGAGUAUCUACAUAGUAAAGGAAUCAUAUACAGAGACCUCAAACCUGAAAAUCUCACUAUAGAUAAUCUGGGAUAUUUAAAAUUAACUGAUUUUGGAUUCGCAAAACUGAUGCCAGCUAGGGGAAAAACCUACACUUUUGCCGGCACACCAGAGUAUGUUGCACCUGAGAUAGUUUUGAACAGAGGUCAUGACAGAAGCGUGGACUAUUGGGCUUUUGGAGUAUUAGUCUACGAACUAUUGACAGGAAGAACACCUUUCAAAACUGGAGACACUAGCUACAUGAGAACGUACAACAAAAUAUUAAAUGGAAUCAUUAACUUUCCUAGUUAUGUGAACCCCAAACCGAAAAACUUGAUAGAGAAACUAUGUAGGCCGGCACCUGUUGAAAGACUUGGUAUGCAGAGGGGUGGUCCCAGAGAUAUUAAAGCACAUAAAUGGUACCAAGACUUCGACUGGGACAGGUUUAUCCAGCGCCAGAUACCUGCACCUAUUAAACCAAAAAUCAAAAGUGCCCUGGAUGCAUCCAACUUCGAUGAAUUCAAGCCGGACAAGGACUAUCCUCCAGAUGAAACAUCAGGAUGGGACGUAGAUUUUUAAAUUUUUAAAACACUUUUGUAAAUUUUGUAAUUUCAUAAUUUUUGGUUACGAACGUCGCAGUAAGCGUUGAAAGAUCAUUUUAGAGACUAUUUAUAUUUAUUUAAAUUGCAGUUUUUGUAGUUUUAAGUUAAGAACUUCAAAAACUAUAAAAACUACAGUAAAACUUCCAGUAUGCAUGACGGUAGGUAAGGUCUUUCAUACACGGUUCUUCUCAUAGAAUUAUAUAUUAAGUGAUAUAUGUAUGUAUAUUUUACGAAAAUAAAAAAAACAUUUAUUAGUAAAUAAGAAAAACCAAA
Messenger RNA from Sitophilus oryzae (rice weevil), 3563 nucleotides. Its product is annotated as cGMP-dependent protein kinase 1-like. The transcript has 12 exons. Gene Ontology annotation, biological process: protein phosphorylation. Gene Ontology annotation, molecular function: ATP binding; cGMP-dependent protein kinase activity. NCBI's taxonomy places the organism in Eukaryota, Metazoa, Arthropoda, Insecta, Coleoptera, Curculionidae. Bases 151 to 3267 code for a protein of 1038 amino acids. The record is from RefSeq and is a predicted model, not a curated record.